UUAUCUUCAAUCACAUGACAUGAUUCAUUUAUUUUCUAGAAAUUCCAUCGGAUCAAUUCGGCCAUCAGAAAAUCUAGAGAUAAAUGCUUACAAACACAACUUACAUGUCUAAGUGCCAAUUUCUGAGAUUCCCAAUCUUUCGUUUAGCAUUUUCCAUUCCAAUUUCAUUUUCACAUUCUUUUCUUGAAAGAUAGCUCAGUAUGUACAAGUCGGUUCUCCGAGCUGCGCCGAGAUGCGCAUCACCGCAAACCAAAUCUGUCAUCAAUACCGCUUCUGCGAGACGAUUUUUAAGUACAGCACCACCCUCACAAAAGUCCCGGAGUUGGAAAAGUAAUGCUGCUAGAUGGGCAUUGGCUGGCGCAGGAAUAUAUUGGUAUAAUACGAGCAAUGUUUUCACGGACGAACCGGAAGGUAUGAGAAUAUUGGCAGCUGCGGGGCGAUUCUCAAGAAGGUGCUGAUUGGCAUUACAGCAAUUCAAAAACUCGAUGAAUCAAUACAUAAAGUCCGAGAAUCAGAUUUACCCACCCUAGAUGCAGUAGUUGAGGAAAAGCGAAAGCGACAAGCAGAAGCAGCGGCAGAACAGGAGAGGAAGGAACACGAGUCAGCCGCGAAAGCAGUUGUCGCAGAAGAUGGAGCCGAGGAGGAAGGGGGUAUGGAAGGAUUAGAGGAUGAAGCUGGUCAACAAGGUGCAUUUAAUCCGGAAACUGGUGAAAUCAAUUGGGAUUGUCCUUGUUUAGGAGGUAUGGCACAUGGACCUUGUGGAGAAGAGUUCAAAGCUGCGUUCAGCUGUUUUGUUUACUCUAAAGAGGAGCCAAAGGGUGUCGAAUGCAUAGAAAAGUUCAAGUGAGUUCGAAGUUUUGAUAUUUUCUGGGAGAGGCAUGACUAACAAAUAUCCAGGGGAAUGCAAGAUUGCUUCCGAGCACACCCAGAGAUGUAUGCAUCGGAGUUGGAGGAUGAUGAGGCCGAGGUAGAGGAGGAACUUAGAGCAAGAGAGGCGGCAAAUGGAUCAGAGAAAGGUUCAGAAUCAUCUACGCAAAAAUCUUCGGUAUCAAAGGAAUCUGAAGAGAAAUCUGGAGGGAAGUCCUCGGAGCCAAUAACACCAACCACACAAAAACCUACCGAGUCGAAAUCAAGUCCCCAGGAACAGAAACAUCGAGAUAGCCAAAGCAGCACAAUACCAGAGCCUACACAACAUUCGGGAGAUGAAGGAGGAGAAUUAGUACCAAGAGCUGCUCAUGAUGCUACUUCGGCAAAAUAGGUCCUAUAGACUGUAAAUUUAUUGUAACUUACUAAAUGUAAUAACAGACAAAAAGCGUCGAAGCAUUCUCCACAAUAUAUAAUCACGGAUGUCAUAGCAAUUUGGAUCUUGUUGGUUUGUAGUCUUGGAAUUUCGAUUCUUUGUUCCUCC
Messenger RNA from Sclerotinia trifoliorum, 1408 nucleotides. The record is from the annotation of a GenBank genome assembly. NCBI's taxonomy places the organism in Eukaryota, Fungi, Ascomycota, Leotiomycetes, Helotiales, Sclerotiniaceae.